This is a messenger RNA of Bolinopsis microptera, 5088 nucleotides long. RefSeq names its product dynein axonemal heavy chain 14-like. Gene Ontology annotation, biological process: cilium movement involved in cell motility. NCBI's taxonomy places the organism in Eukaryota, Metazoa, Ctenophora, Tentaculata, Lobata, Bolinopsidae. Bases 11 to 4414 code for a protein of 1467 amino acids. The record is from RefSeq and is a predicted model, not a curated record. The transcript is spliced from 29 exons. Gene Ontology annotation, molecular function: minus-end-directed microtubule motor activity; dynein intermediate chain binding; dynein light intermediate chain binding. Gene Ontology annotation, cellular component: inner dynein arm; 9+2 motile cilium.
GGAGGGGCUGAUGAAGCAGCUGGGGCUGGUCGUGCUCAGUGCUAGAGAGAAAGUACCACGUCUCCACUUCCUAUCUGAGGACGAUCUGUUAUCAGUGCUGACUAACGCUGACUCUCUAGCUACUGCUAAGCACGUCACCACUGCCUGCUUCCCUCAUAUCCUGGACAUUACUGUGGAACCUCGUAUGGACGAGAAAGAUCCACCAAAGAUUACACACAUCCACGGUAUUGGUGGGGAAGUAGUUCCGUUGAUACAGCCUGUUAUUCUAUCCGCUAAACUUCUUGAAUGGUUACCCCAGCUCCAGGCUAUGAUAGUAUCCACACUCCACAACAUGAUGCACUACUCUUUGCUUAAUGUGGAGAAAACUGAGCUGAAGUGUGGACUCCUGGAAUCUUUACUUGGGGACCUGAACGUUCAGAGUGAUCCCUACUCAGAGAGCGGCUCUCACAAGAAAUACAUACAAACGGAGGGAAAUAUCCAAACCUGGCUCGCUGAUUACCCCUUCCAGUGUAUCCUGACUACACAUAACGUGGUUUUCACCAUCAAUCUGAGUCAGUGGAUUAGCAAGAGAAUUAGCUACGCAGAUAUCAAUACCUGGGUCCAGAACUCCUACGAGACUCUAGUGAGAACACUGAGGGAGCUGAACACGAGGUGUCCCCUGUCUAACAGGAAGAGUGCUGCUCUACAGAGCCUGCUCUUACAGUUCCUCGCUCAGAGGGACAGACUUAAUGCUCUACGAACAGUUGAAGUACUCUCCCCGACCUCGUUUGCUGUGUUGGCAGUCCCCAAGUUCACUAUCUCCCCUCAGCUGGGUAGGUUCGACUGGCUGAGUUCCAUGUUACCUGCCAAUAUCAACAAGUCCUCUCCACGCAUCGAUAUCACAGUGAGCCAACUAACCGCUGAAAUGACUUACGACUACGAGUACCUUGGCAGAUACAGCCGCCUGGUGAUAACACCUAUCACCGAGAGAGUACAGUUCAGUUUGGUAGCUGCUGUCACCCUCAGGCAAACUCUGGCUAUCACAGGACCUUCUAAUUCUGGAAAGUUCGAAACUGUCAAGGACUAUGCUAAUAUGUUGGGUAGAUACUGCGUGGAAUACUCGGACACCUUGCAACCUCUCCUACUCUCUCACCUUUUAGCUGGACUCAUCCAGACUGGCUGCUGGAUGGUAGUGAGGAUGUUUGAGAGAUCUGAUCUGCUUUCAGAGUUGGGACAAGUACUUCAAGGCAUUCACCGCGGGUUCGCUUCGUUGGCGGAUGCUAGACUUUUUAACGAGCAGAAGUGCCCCGUUAUACCUUCCUUCCAUCACGAGGAGAGACCUGCAUCACACGAACCCUCCAGUAAAAUUAACAGGGAAUUCCAGACCCCGUCGCCACUACGACCUGACACAGUGUCUGCUCAACUAAACCUCAGCUCGGAGCACAGCCCCCCGGUUCCCAACUAUCUGGGGAACAUCAUGGUCGGGGACACUCUUGUUCCGGCUAGCGGCUCCUUCCAGUGUAUUCUUACUCUGCCACGCAGUCAGCCUCUUCCUCUUAAUCUCAAGGACUGUUGCCGGGGUAUGAGUAUGAUGUUGCCAGAUCUAGAUACUAUUAUCCUCGCCAAGUUGAUCUCAGCAGGCUACAAGUUCUACGAUCAUCUCUCAAUAAAGCUCAGCUGUUUUAUCACAUACCUUGAUCCAAUGGUGGUCAAUUUGGAACUGUAUACCCUGCCAAUUGUGAAGAGUAUUCUCAACUACGCCACUUCGUCAAUCUUAACCCAGGAGUCAACCAGUGAGCAGUUCAGCACAGUGUCUAUCUCAUCAGUAGAGGAGACAAUGACCCAGAUAGAGGAGGAGAGACUGCUGAUAGAUGCUGUGGUCAGUGCUCUUACUCCCAUGCUGUCUACUCACCAGCGCGGCCUCAUGAAACAGGUACUACAAGAAGUGUUCCCCCUCUCUGUUUCCCACGUGUACAACAUGACCGUGCCACCACGUGUUAGAGCCAUGAUACACGAGCAGUUUGAGAGUAACAAGUAUGAGGUGGUCCCGGCAAUGCUCGAGAAGACUCUAGAGUUAUACCAUGUGAUACAGAACAGGAAGUGUGUUAUUGUAACGGGGCCCACUGGGUGUGGCAAAACUACCAUGUUCAGGCUCCUUAGCAACGCUAUCAACUUCAUGCAGGCAACAGAAGCGCGCGCGCAGAAGGAGAUGGAGCAGAGAGGAAUACCCAGCACAAGGAAACCGAGCUCGUAUACAAUAACACCCAGCGUGUCUAAAUUCGGGACUCCGCACCCCACAGAGUACGGAUCACGUGACCCCUCUGUGAUGGGAACAGCUCCACCCUCUACCACUGACAAGAGACAACGCUCAGUCAGGAACGACAAGCUGAAGGGUCUGAUCAGUAAGACUCUUAUCGCACCUCAGAAAGCUCUCAAUAUCCUACAUAAACCUGAUACAAGGGUUGAUUCGGUGAUGUCCAGCAAUCAUGAUACUCCUCAAGCAGAGACCCAGAAAAUAAGAACCCUCCGAUUAUUUGUCAACACCCUUACCUUUGACGAGUUCGUUGGAUCAGGCGUGUUGGGAUCAGAGGACGGUAUCUUCAUCAGUAUGUGUAAGAAGUUCAGCUCCACAUCCUCACUGGAUAACACCUUACAGAACUGGAUAAUGCUGGAUGGAAACAUAAAGACCUACAUGGAGAGUCUGCUCUCUACUGCUAUUUCUAACAGGGUCAUUUCCUCCUUAGACGCUUCUCAGAUAAGGAUAAGAGACAACAUUCAGUUCUUUGUUGAAACUGAUAGUUUGGCGGACAUCUCUCCUUCUUUUAUCACCAAAUGUGGUGUUGUGGUGAUGAACAGUAACAAUGUGGGCUGGAGACAGCGCUUCAGGUCUUGGUUAAAGAAAGCAGAGAAAGACUUCUACCUGACAAAAGCUCGAGUGUUUACUCUGACAGUGCUUAUGGAGACGUUCAUAGGGCAGAUGAUCCAGUUCCUAGAUGUUCAUAUGAAGUUCAUUGUGCGAACUGACAAGAAUCACACGCAAGAGGUAUCUUCUCUGCUGCGGUGGCUGAAUGUACUCUUCGGUAGAUAUAUUGGGCAGCAGAGUGCGGAAGAGGGUAAUUCAGAAGAUUACCUGAACAGUAUCACUAUCCUUAUCUUCAUUAUGGCAUACGUGUGGUCGUUUGGAUCUAAUAUCCAGGCAGGAUGUAUUGGAGCAUUUAGCGACUUUGUAAAGCAACAGAUACAAGAGUCAAACCACAAGGUUAACCAUCCGAGUACCGGCACUGUGUUCGACUGGUGUAUCAACGCUGACAAACUCAGGUUUGACCUAUGGAAGGAUUUCUUCGCGGAUCUGAAGCCCCAGUCCUCAGUAACAUUCACUACCACAAUACUUCACGAGACUACCCUUCAUCUAACGGAACUGCUGCAGAGCGCUGGUGUUCCGGUGAUGAUUGCUGGACCUUCCUCCUCCGGCAAAUCUUCCUUCAUACAGAACUGUGUCUUUCCCAAACUGCAUCCUACUAAAAUCAAGGUAUCCCAUCUGAGUACGAAGAGAGGUCUGGAGGACAGUAUAGAGAACAAGCUUAUUCAGUUCCAGAGACGGCAACAAGCCAUGGCCACCUCCAUUAUUCCCUCUCUACUGAUAGAAGACUUUAAUGUUAUCCCUAAUAGAGGAUCCAAGAUUGGUUUACAAGAAGUGUUAAGAAAGGUACUGGCACACGGUGAAACAUACAGCUUUAAACGGAGAGUAUUCCGCAACUUGGGCUCCACCCAUCUCAUUCUCACCUGUAACUCAGUGGACUCAGUAGGAGCUGGAGGUGAUGUGGCUGUUGGCAAUGUCAUCGAGAGACUCUCCAAGAGUUUCAACAUCCUCCCGUACCACGAGCCCUCCGAAUAUGAGUGGAGGGGAAUAUUUUACCCAAUAGUCCUGGCUUGGUUGGACGACUUUCCCGCCUACAAACUUAACAUGAAGUCAAUCCUUGCCACGGCUAUUGUCGGGGCUACUUGUCAAAUAUACGAGAUCCUGAAAGAGAGACUGAAACCCAUACCCGGCUUCACUCACUGUAUUUUCGACGCCCACUCGCUGUCUCAAGUGUUUCAGGGCAUAUUCCUGCUCUCCCCCACCUCGAAGUUCCGGCAACUGAGGCAACCUUUGAAAGGCUCAACCGGGCACCAGGACAGAAGGCGAGGGCAGUCCCUCUGCAAGUCCAAGUCUGUGGCAACUGACAGGUAUAUGUGUAAAACUGUAGCUCAUCUCUGGAAUCACGAAGUUCAGAGGAUAUUCUCAGAUAGGAUUUGUGACGACCAGAUCCGUAGUGAGGUUUACAGGAACACUAAUGAUGUUAUGAAGAAGUUUUUCUGUCGACCAGUUGUUGACAUUGACAGUAACAAUAAAGAAACUGCGCGGAAACUUGAGGGAUGUUCUCUACCAAUCUGACUACCAACAUGAAGAAGUACAUUCUGGGACUCCUCCUAGAGGACCUGGAGGAGAUGGAGCUAGGGGAACCUCUGUUAGAUGCUGAUGAACUUAUGGCAGAACUUCCUGUCAUCGCAUCUGAUCUUGUCUUCACAAAGCAUCUUGUAGACAACUCCGAGACGUAUGCUGAGGAAACAGUUGCUGUGAUACAAGAGAAACUUGAUUUUAUUAUGACGUCACAAAGUUUAGCGCCUAUCUUUAAUGGAACCCAAGCGUUGGUUUCAUUUUCCAGAGCUGUCAAACAUUGUGCCCGACUCUCAAGAUCGUUUAUGCUGGGUGGGUUUUCCAUUCUUCUUGGACCAUCUGGAAGUGGAAGGAAAAUACUGGCUCAGGCUACUGCUAUCGCUCACAACUAUGCGUUUAGACUGAUUCCCAGGAAGUCUGGAAGUCUUGACUUCACCCAGCUGUUACGAGACGCACUCAUUGAAGCUAACUCAGUGCCAGUGUUACUGUUUAUCGAGGAUGGAUGGACUGAAACUGACUACGCUGACUUGAUGUUCUUCAUAUCUGAGGGAAAUCACCCCAACCUGAUUGAGUCCUCCGCCCUGUCCACCUCCUCGUACGGUAACGUCAAUAUGGACAUGUUCUACAAGAGAGUACAAUCUCAGCUCCACGUAGUCAUGUCCUGAAUACUG